Molecule: messenger RNA, 2240 nt
Organism: Dendronephthya gigantea
Lineage: Eukaryota; Metazoa; Cnidaria; Anthozoa; Malacalcyonacea; Nephtheidae
Product: serine/threonine-protein kinase mos-like
Exons: 1
Coding region: 284-1267 (327 amino acids)
Biological process (GO): protein phosphorylation
Molecular function (GO): protein kinase activity; ATP binding
Source: RefSeq, a predicted model, not a curated record
CAAUGUCCAUGCGGAGAUAAUCUCCAGCGUGUGUCAUGGAUUGGGGUAGCCGAGUGAAACAUUUGUAGCUUACAAUUGUUCGCGAAUGAAUGAGAGCUUACAUCAGGAGAAAGUGUGAAUCUCGGUCAGCUGUGUUUGGCGAGAGCUUGGAGCUGUGAACUACACGACCGUUGCAAGCAACGUUUUCGACAAUCUUACUAAACGUUGACAACCCGUAAAAUUGCCGGUUUGCGAUUGCAAGUACAGGCUCGAAGGAAACUUGCAACGCAGAACUCUUGCCGAUAUGGGUAUUAAGGAAAGUUUACGCGUUGAAAACAGGUUCGAAGGCUGCUUGCAACCAUGUACUCCGAUCAAUACGAACUUUCGUCCGCUUCGAAAUUUUCAAAGUUCACAUCUGCAGGUUGGCAGAUUAUUGGGGUCUGGUGGCUUUGGUAUGGUCUACGAGGCGAGAUAUCGCGGCAAGCGCUACGCCUUGAAACAGUGGCAUAAAUCUACGAAGAAUCUUCGAGCGACCGAGGAGAGUUUCGAUGCCGAAGCUUCGACGUUGCAUUUUCGCCAUCCGAACAUUGUGCGCGCAUUGUGCGUGCUCGAACUCGGCGGAUUUCACAGUUUGAUCUUGGAAUACGGGGGCGAUAAAAACUUGCAGGAAGUUAUAAAUUGUCCAGAGGAAAGCAUAAACAACUCGCGUCAGGUGAAAUUUGCGUUGGAUAUCUCGCGCGGACUCGCGUUCGCUCACCGUCAAGGCAUAGCGCACUUGGAUUUGAAGCCCAGCAACGUUAUCGUGUCAAAAUACGACAAUUGCAAACUCGCCGAUUUCGGCUGCUGCCAGAACGUCGGCGAUGAGAACGAACGACCUGCAAGUCCAACCAAGUCCAGUCUUACAGGUACAUUUGCAUACCUUGCUCCAGAACUGUUGAAAGGGGACUGCCCUACCACAAAGGCAGAUAUAUACUCUCUCGGGAUCUGCUUGUGGCAAAUGCUUACGAGAGAGCGACCGUAUGGUCACGACAAUCAACAUGUCGUUAUAUUUGCUGUGGUCGCCUAUCAGCUAAGGCCAAAGAUACCAAGCGAGAAACAGUUGGAAGGCAGGGAAAAGUGUUACGCGGACAUCAUGAGGAAAUGCUGGCAGGCCGACCCUGUGCAGCGGCCAUCUGCAAGAGAAUUAGUGAAAAUACUCAAGAAAUGGGAGCAAUAUUGCGAACCUGUAUUGGACCUCGAUGAUUUUUGCAUUCGAUCAACAUUUUAUGCAAAUCAACCGUGUAAAUGAUCUUAUCCACGUGUCGUCGUCAUGGAAACGCACGAGAAGCAUUGUGAGGGAUGAUUGUAUUGUUUGUUCAUCAGCCAUAAAUAACAGCUGCAUCAAAGCAGGACACAAGCGUUCGAGACGACACCUCUAGCAGCUCCUUGAAGAGAAAACUGACCAGCACGACUGCGGUGUGUUUCCCGGACGCGUUAAUGCAAUAUCUGCUCCAUGAAUACAGAGUGCAUUUUAUCACCAAAACAUUUUUUAUAGCCACCCACGUCAAAAGACUAGCUCUGCUAAUGACUUAUAUCUGAUUAUCAUUCAUAUUUAGAGACGGCUCGGCUGCUGAAUACAUGACAACAUGCGCCAAAAUCUAGGAUAUCUCGGCAUAAUAUUUUUGGCUAAUUAUCUUCAAUGUGGCAGUGUAUGAUUUAUGUUGAACGUAAUCCCAGCGCAUUUUCUAAGGAGGGGGGGGGAGGGGAAGAAACAUAGCCCGAAUGAGACCUAACAUUUCAAUAUCAUUUAUCAUCGCUUUAAAACGAGUCUCUAGAUGUUCAUAUACUGUAUAUACAUAUAUAUAUAUAUAUAUACCUAUGUAUUUUUGCAUGGGUUUAAUCCUAAGCAUGCAUUUCUCCACAAAAUAUUCUCGGAUUUUUUAUAUUUUUUUUCUUUCUAAUUGCAACGAAUUCAUACACCCUACGUCAGUAUGUAUUUAUCUUUCUUUUUAUCUCAAAUAAAUAUACACAAGAAAACGUCAAUUCUAAAGUGUAUACGUCCUUAGAUAACGAUUUGCUGACAAGAUGUAAACACACGCUUCUUCUAAAAAAACACUAAAUCUAGCUGUUUGGUAAUUCCAGCGAAUCAAAUAGGUUUUCACUCCGAAAAAAAAAUUAAGUUUUAAAAAACUGUGCCAAAUUUAGAUUGCAUGAUAAUACAGUAUGUCAGUAUAGCAUGAUAUAUUUCAGACUUUUGUUAAAUAAUUCUAAUUUUGUAUACU